Messenger RNA from Branchiostoma floridae (Florida lancelet), 2745 nucleotides. RefSeq names its product E3 ubiquitin-protein ligase ARIH2-like. Lineage: Eukaryota; Metazoa; Chordata; Leptocardii; Amphioxiformes; Branchiostomatidae. Gene Ontology annotation, cellular component: cytoplasm; ubiquitin ligase complex. Gene Ontology annotation, molecular function: zinc ion binding; ubiquitin protein ligase activity; ubiquitin conjugating enzyme binding. The transcript is spliced from 17 exons. Bases 170 to 1663 code for a protein of 497 amino acids. Gene Ontology annotation, biological process: protein polyubiquitination; positive regulation of proteasomal ubiquitin-dependent protein catabolic process; ubiquitin-dependent protein catabolic process. The record is from RefSeq and is a predicted model, not a curated record.
AGUAAGAUUUUACGACUUUAUUCAGAAUAGCAUGACGUCAUUUCCGGUUAUGGCGGACAGGUAGCAGUGGGGGGAACACAACAGUUUCUCUGCAACGCAGACAGUCGCCGUAACUGCUCCAAAACUGUCUCAAACUUCGACACAGUGCGUAAACAGAAAUCCCUGGAAGAUGUCUGAAGCAGAUGCAGAUAUGGCGAGCCAGGGGUCAGACCCUGACGACGAAGGCUUAAGUGACAGCAGCUACCAGGACUACAGUGAUGAGGACAUCAAUGAUUACUACAACUAUGGCCCUGAUGAUAUGGAGCAGGAUGACAGGGGACAGAUUUUUGACCCAGAGGCCUUUGAGUACUUUCUAUUUAAUAAAGAGGAGGCCUGUCAGUUUCUUGAUGAGAGAGUAGCAGAAUUAACUCAGACAAUACAGUUUUCCCCACAGGUGUCCCACACCAUAGGUAAGGUGCUGCUGCAGGCUCACCAGUGGGUGCUAACUGAAGUCAUGGAAAGGUUUAGGGAAGACUCUGUACAGUUAAUGGUAGAUUGCAGAAUACUACCUCCUCCAAGUAGAGCAAAACAGGUGGAGCCGCCCCCUAAGCAGUGCCCUGUGUGUCUGCAGGCCCAGGAAGAGAAGGACCUCCUGAGUCUGGCCUGUAACCACAAGUUCUGUACAGACUGCUGGCAGAGGUACUUCCAGGUACAGGUAGAGGACGGUGUGGCCACAGGUGUGGAGUGCAUGUGGAGUGACUGUAGGCUGAUCACAACAGAAGACUUUGCCCUCUCUAUAUUAAAAAAUAGCCCAGUUACCCUUAGGAGAUAUCAACAGUUUGCCUUCAAUGACUAUAUCAAGGGUCACUACCAGCUGCGAUGGUGCCCAGGCCCUGACUGUGAUGUCAUCUACAUGGCACCUCAGCCACUGGGGAGAAAAGUACAGUGUAAGAAGUGCAAGACAUGCUGCUGUUUUAGGUGUUUGAAAGACUACCACGUACCAGCAGACUGCCCCACAAUAGAAAGCUGGCUGCGGAAGUGUGCAGAUGACUCUGAGACAGCCAACUACAUCAGUGCACAUACUAAAGAUUGCCCAAAGUGUAACAUUUGUAUAGAGAAAAAUGGAGGCUGCAACCAUAUGCAAUGUUUCAAAUGCAAGCAUGAUUUCUGUUGGAUGUGUCUUGGAGAUUGGAAGACCCAUGGUAGUGAGUACUAUGAGUGUAGCCGGUACAAGGAGAAUCCUAAUAUUGCCAAUGAGAGUGCUCAGGCUCAGGCAAGGGAAGCACUCAAGAAGUACCUCUUCUACUUUGAACGGUGGGAGAACCACCAGAAGAGCCUGAAGCUGGAGGAGCAGACGUUCCAGCGGAUCCAGCACCGCAUCAAGGAGAAGGUGAUGAACAACAUGGGCACCUGGAUCGACUGGCAGUACCUGCUGGAUGCAGCCAAUCUCCUACACAAGUGCCGUUACACCCUAGAGUACACCUAUCCAUACGCAUACUACCAGGAGGGAGGCCCUCGCAAGAAGCUGUUCGAGUACCAACAGGCACAGUUAGAGGCAGAGAUUGAGAACCUGUCCUGGAAGAUCGAACGUGCCGAGCAGACAGACAGAGGGGACUUAGAAAACCAGAUGGAUAUCACAGAGAAGCGUCGACUAACUCUGCUGAGGGACUUCAGUGAGAGCUGAGAGCUUGCCUUCCUCUGUUAGACCAUCUCCCUCCUUCCACCCUCAUCACCAUCUCCACCUCUUCUACAACACCACCUCAGCACAAGGAUGUGCCCCACCACCCCUGCCGUGCACCACGCUCCCUGACCCCCGGGUCAGAUUAAAUUGAAAGGGGGUUUCCAAGUUCCAUUCUACACCUGGUCGCAUGAUGGUGGCACAUUUGGCAGAGUUUCUGGAGUCCCAUGAGUACAUACGUAUUUGCUGUUGACCUUUAGGAUUGACAUCAACAUGUUGAUAACUCAGCCCACACUGCUGCUAGCCAUACACGUAAGCCCAUACUGCUGCCUUCCAGCUAGAAAAGUGCAGUGUACACAGUACACAGACGUAAGAACCAUGCUUAAAGAUAAUGAUGAGAAACUAAAACUGUCACAUAGAGUAAUGCAUAUUGCCCUUGUUGGUAGAUUUUGUUGUUAGUUACCUGGCUCCCUUGUCUCUUUGUUGAGAUGCAGACUUAAGAUUAAUGUUCUCAUGUUUGACACAGAAGAGGAAAAUGCACCAGAAAUCUCUAAUUCUACAAGUUAUUCAAGUUAGCCAUUUUGUUGAAGCAUGGUUUGGUUUUCUCUACAAAUUGACUUGAGGUUGUAACAAGCUCAAUUGCUAUGUUGCAUGUUUUUGAACUUCAAAAAUCUUCUGAAGUCUGAAACAAAAUUGUCAUCUUCUUCUCAAGAACUCUGGGAUUUGUCUUCAGAUACCACCAAUCCAAAAUAAUAGGAAAUACCUCGGUGUGGGAAAAGCUCAAGAAAAAAGUACACAAUACCUGCUGCCAGUUUGAAAAUGGUGGAUCUGCCCUGUACAAGCACAAUUCUGACACAGCAAAACUCUUCAUAUGUAUACCUACUGUAGUUUCUCCAUAUACCGUAAAUCUAUAAAUAAUUUUCUAUAUCCAUUGAGAGAAAAAGGUCAUGUAGCUCUGCAGUUGAUGAGGAAUAUUGUGAUACAGGAAGAAAAUAUGAAUAUAAGGCCCCUUUUUCACUAGAUGGUGAUCACUGUGUGACCGAAAUUGGAUUUUCGUGACCCCAGAUUUCAUAAUUGGAGAAUGACAC